AAAAAGCACAAAUUGAGAUAAAAAUGAAUCACUAACCUUGAUGGUCUUCAUCAGAUGACAGUCAUAGGACUUCAUGUUACACAAUAAAUGUAUGUUUUGUUUGGUCAAGUUCAUAUUUAUAUCAAAACAAUCAUUUUACUUACUCAUUUCAUUUUUACUUUGAUCCAACAUCGGAUGAAGCAAUUCUGAGGCUAUUCAACUCCGACACCGAAGGAGAUGGCUUCAGUGGUUUCAGUGCACAGGAGGAGGAAGAUAGUGACCAAUGACUUUCUUGGAGCAUCUGUGUAUUCAGAAGUAAGGAACGUGUGCUUGCGUUGGGGUCCGGUGGAAAAGGAACAUACCGAAGAGGAUCGUUGUAGACAUGUAGUUCAUCACGUGAUCUUCAUUCAUAAUGGCCAGGAACCGACGACUGAAUCUCUUGUCCUACAAAGGCUUCCUGCAGUUUAAUGGGAGCUGUGGAAGUCUCCGUAGCAGUGGGGGCAAAGGUCUGGCACACUAAGGACAACUGUGGAGGAACACAACCACCGCCAUGGAUGACCUGGCCAAUGACUCUGCUGUGCGGCCGCUGCUGUCGGAGGCACGUCUCAUCUACGCCAUCACCGUGCCCCUGUCCACCGCCAUCAUCCUGGCCAACCUGGUCAUCAUCCUGGGCAUCUCCUGUAACCGUCAGCUCUACAACACCACAAACUACUUCUUCCUGAGCCUGCUAGUGGCUGACCUGUGUACGGGCGUGGCUCUGCCGUUCAUCCCCUGGAUGGGACUCAACCGUCCGCUGAGUUUUAGCUCCUGUCUCCUGGUUCAUAUUUUUCCUAAUUUCUUGUUCCUGGCGUUCCUGUUUAACCUGGUGAUAGUUCAUUAUGAGAGGUACAUGUGCAUCAUGAGUCCGUUACAUUAUAGUAGCUUCUGGGUUCACCGCCACUUCCCGCUGGUGCUGCUCGCCGUGUGGGCGCCGCCACUGCUCUACGCCUCCCUGCCCGCCUUCGGAUGGAACAACCGGGCCGGCCCAGGGUGGAACGGCUGCUGCUCGUUUAACGACACGGGCGCGCCGGGUGCGCCGGUGAACUGUUCCACCGUGGUGGCAGCGGUAGCGGCACCGGUCGGCUCUGAGUGCUGCUCUUACAGACGGGUCUUCCCCAACGCCUUCAUCUACCUCGAGGUGUACGGGCUGCUGGCGCCUGCCAUCCUGUCCAUCGCGGCCAUGACGGGACGUGUGCUGUGGAUCACCCGGGGCCAGAUGAAGGAUAUCUGUCGGCUGCACCGCUCUGUGGCGACCAGGGGGGGCGGUCAGGCCAUGGAACGGGAGCAGCGGCUCAACCUCCGCUACACGCGGUGUGUGGCCGCCGUGUCGCUGACCUUCCUGGUCUGCUGGGUGCCCUACAUCAUCUACAUACAUGUCUGCGUGGCGUUUCUGCUCAGCAAGGAGACGCGCGGGAACUCCACCACACACAUCGUGCUGUCGUGCACGGGGAUCGGGAGCAUGGCAGUGAUGCCGCUGGUCCUGGGGCUGGCCAACAGGCAGUACACGGACCCGGUGAGGAAACUCCUCCAUAAACUCAGAGACAGAUGGAGGAGGAGACAGGACUCUGAGGAUAUGGCUCCCUGAGUAGCCAGGACAGGGCUGCUCUCACUUUGGGGAUGGACGUGUGGGAUUAUAAAUGGGGAUUAUAGCAUAUGGAUGAUGAAGCAUCCUCUGCUCCUGGAUGAGGGCAGUGGCGCCCCGAGUCUGUGGACUCUAGCUGUAAGGGAGUCGCAGAAAGACCCCAUUUGAGGUGCAGGACUGGUAGGGUUGCCCCACCUCUCCCAUGUCUGUCAGUUUAUAGUCACAGCAUGUGUGACUCUUGCCAUUGGGGCCGUUAUGUUUAAAGCCAUCAGUAUACAUGUGUACACUACUUGGGUAGUCAUAAUAAAUUCAAAACAAUC
Molecule: messenger RNA, 1920 nt
Organism: Oncorhynchus gorbuscha (pink salmon)
Lineage: Eukaryota; Metazoa; Chordata; Actinopteri; Salmoniformes; Salmonidae
Product: G-protein coupled bile acid receptor 1-like
Exons: 4
Coding region: 530-1603 (357 amino acids)
Biological process (GO): G protein-coupled receptor signaling pathway, coupled to cyclic nucleotide second messenger; chemical synaptic transmission
Cellular component (GO): membrane; dendrite
Molecular function (GO): neurotransmitter receptor activity; G protein-coupled serotonin receptor activity
Source: RefSeq, a predicted model, not a curated record